AGAGAGAAGGAGCUCAUUGAUAGUGAUAGUUGGGGCUCUGAAUGAAGGGGGGGGGCAUUCAGUUUGACGAGGACCAGAGCUGCUGUCGUCUUUGCCCAGUAGGUCACAUCCUUUUACUGUCAAGCAGGGAUACUGGGAGGCCUGCCAGAUGCGGACACACUCACACACUCUCUCACACACUUUGGGGAACUUGUGUUUGUGUGCUGGUGACACAAUGUCAGGAAAUUUAAGACCCUCCGAGCGAGUCCAGCUGGUGGAAGACUCUCAUCAUAGGGAUCAUAUUCCCGUCUGAGCGAGGGGAUCAGCGCCAGCUUUCCUCUAACCUCCGCUUGACCAGGAGCUCACUGAGCAGGACUCAGAGUCUGUACAUGUGCUGAUCAUCCUUGCUUUGUGUAACAGCGAGUGUUACACAGUUCUGUUGGCCUGGAUACAUCAGGAAAUCCCCUUAUGGAACUCUGUAUCUGCGGAGGAUCAGUCCAGAGGAUCAGGGUUUAGUGGUGGUCCAAGGGGACGUGGGGACAGUAUGUUAGUGAUGCUGGUGAUAGAGGCAAUGCAGCUCCACAGUCCCUGCCCCCCUUAGGUAUGACCCAGACCCUGACCCCCUCCUGGAGCUCUCUGGACAGGGGUACGGCCGACUGGUUCGGGGUGAGCAAAGACAGCGACAGCACGCAGCGAUGGAGGAGGAAGAGCCUGCAGCACUGCAGCCAUCUAUACGGCGGUCUGAAGCCGCAGGUGAUGAGGGAGAUGGAGCUCCACAGCCAGGACAACCUUUCCCUGGCCAGCACUGAGACCCCUCCUCCCCUCUACCUCCCUCCCCACCACCCCAGUCACCAUGGCAUGCAGAGGAUCGUAGACCCCCUGGCCCGGGGUCGUGCCUUCCGCAUGGUGGAGGAGGUGGACGGCGUCAGCGUCCCGCAAACGCCCAUCACGCCCGGCACUGCCUCCCUCUGCUCCUUUUCCAGCUCUCGCUCCGCCCUCAACCGGCUGCCACGACGACGCAAACGGGAGUCUGUGGCAGUCAUGAGUCUGAAGGCUGCAGCAGCACUAAUGAAGGGCCGAACGUUAGGCGACAGCACCACCGGGCGAUGUCGCAGACGGAGUUUUAUGCCCCCUAGUUUCUUUGAAGAUGAAACGGUGGACUUCGCUGAUGAUCUGGACACGUCCUUCUUCACCAGAGACGGCCUGCAGGAUGAGCUGUCCAGCUAUGCCGACGAAGUUUUUGAGACGCCAUCGGAGGCCGACCUCAAACAGCUGGAUGAGAGCGAGCUCACAGGAAGUGCGCUGGAUAAGAACGAGCUGGAGAGGAGUCAUCUAAUGCUGCCCUUGGAGAGAGGAUGGCGGAAGGCCAAAGACGGCUCUCUGGUCCAGCCUAAGGUGCGCCUGAAACAGGAAGUGGUGAGCGUCAACCAUCAGCAGCGUGGACAGAGGAUCGCGGUUCCUGUUAAGAAGCUGUUUGCCAGAGAGAAGAGGCCGUACGGGCUCGGCAUGGUUGGCCGUCUCACAAACCGGACGUACCGCAAACGCAUCGACAGCUUUGUCAAAAGGCAGAUUGAGGACAUGGACGAUCACAGACCUUUUUUCACCUACUGGAUCACAUGUGUCCAUCUGCUCAUCACCAUCCUGGCCGUCACCAUCUACGGCAUCGCCCCCGUGGGCUUCUCACAGCAUGAGACUGUCGACUCUGUGUUGAGGAACAAGGGAGUUUAUGAAAACGUGAAGUUUGUGCAGCAACAAAACUUCUGGGUGGGUCCGAGCUCAGAGGCGCUGAUCCACCUGGGAGCCAAGUUUUCCCCGUGCAUGCGUCAAGACGAGGAGAUCCACAAACUGAUCCAGGAGAAGAAAGCCAGGGAGAGAGAGUCGGGCUGCUGCGUCAGGAACGAUCGCUCCGGCUGCCUGCAGACGUUACAGGAGGAGUGUUCGAGCACCCUGGCAGUGUGGGUGAAGUGGCCUCAUCACCCCAGUGCUCCCUCUCUGAAUGGUACACUCCGCCAACAUGGUUCAGUCUGCCAUCAGGACCCCAGGAUCUGUCUGGAGCCGGCCUCAGUUUCACCUCAUGAAUGGCCUGAUGACAUCACCAAGUGGCCAGUUUGUACGAGGUAUACCUCUGGGAAUCACACCAACCUCCCCCACAUCGACUGCACCAUCACGGGCCGGCCCUGCUGCAUUGGAACCAAAGGACGAUGUGAGAUCACUUCCAGAGAGUACUGUGAUUUCAUGCACGGUUACUUCCACGAGGAGGCCACUCUCUGCUCACAGGUGGCGUGCAUGGAUGAUGUGUGCGGAUUGCUGCCUUUCCUCAACCCAGAGAUCCCAGACCAGUUCUCCAGACUCUGGCUGUCUCUCUUUCUUCAUGCUGGGAUCCUGCACUGUCUGGUGUCAGUGUUCUUCCAGAUGACGGUGCUUAGGGACAUCGAGAAGCUCGCCGGAUGGCUGAGGAUCUCCAUCGUCUACAUGCUCAGCGGCAUCACCGGCAACUUGGCCUCAGCCAUCUUCCUGCCCUAUAGAGCGGAGGUGGGUCCUGCAGGCAGCCAGUUCGGCAUCCUGGCCUGUCUGUUUGUGGAGCUGUUUCAGAGCUGGCAGAUCCUCGAGCGACCGUGGAGGGCUUUCGCCAAACUUUCGGCCAUCUCCGUCUUCUUCUUCUCGUUCGGUUUGCUUCCGUGGAUCGACAACUUUGCUCACAUCUGUGGGUUCGUGUCAGGGUUCUUCCUCUCCUUCGCCUUCCUGCCAUACAUCAGCUUUGGGCCGUCCGACAUGUACCGUAAGCGUGUCCAGAUAUGCGUCUUCCUGCUGGUCUUCCUGGGUCUGCUCUCUGCCCUCGCCGUCCUCUUCUACGUCUACCCGGUGAAGUGUGACUGGUGCGAGUACCUCACCUGCAUCCCAAUCACGGACAAGUUCUGCGAGAAGUACGACCUCAACGCACACCUCCUCUGAGGCGAGCGUCAGCUGGACUGUUAGUGGAUGCGCACUGACGCUGGACGGCUCACAGUGUUGUUUGCGGAGCGACUUUUUUCCUGGAAUGAUGAUGAGCAGCGCUUCAGGAUUUCCUGUCGAUGUAUGAAUAAAGGCUGAGCAUGAGAGCCUUCAAAUGUUCAGAUGUUGGGAACAAAACUAUCACUUGAAAGCUGACUGAAAAGGACUAAUUUCUGUGUUAUUGAUCUCUAGCUGGGCUAAUCAAUGAGCAGUCACACUCCUCUCUUCUGCGGUGCCACUCAGCAGCCAAAAGGAACCCUACAAGCACAGGACUUUUGUUUUGUACUGUUUUUUUUACUGAUGUCCAAAUACGUUUGUCCAUUUUCUGGAUGUCCUUAGAGUUAAAACUCGCCAAGAAAUGAGACUUUAAACUGUGCCUUAUUGACACAAAACCACACGAUGUCUUUUUCUUCCAUGUUUGAGCUUGUGUCCGUAGUUUCUGACAUUUUAGGUCCAGGGAUCGGCUGCGAAAAACACCUGAAGUUUUCUUUUUAACACAUUAGGGUUGUUAAUGUCCUUAGCUGAGAGACUUACAUAAGGGUGUUGCACAAAAUCCCUUAAAAGGUUUCCUUAGUUAAAGGAGGAUGUUGAGGUAUUUCCUGCAUUGAUACAAUUCUACAGUGUCAAUGUUUGUUUGCUUGUACUCACACUCAUGAUACCUGUUAUCGAACAAAAAGAAAAGAAGACGAGGAAAACAAAUUUGAUCAGUAAAUAACAGAAAACAACAAAUGUGGAGGUACAUUGCAGUGAAAAUUAGUUCUAUAGUGUAAAGUCAAUUGCUCAUUAUCCAGUACCUUAAAUUUUCUUCCUUACUUUGGUUGCAAAUGUCUUUUGUGUAACAGUUUAACUGAUUUUAGAAGAUUCCGCAAAGAUAAGACAAGAUAAGCAGAAAACCUUAAAUUCUCAACUGAACUUUAUAAGGAGACCUUAAAUAGAAGACUUAAGGGGUUUUGUACAGCCAAUUUUAUUUCAAGGAGACCUUAACUUGGACUUUUCCUGACCUGAGGCACAGAAUCCCUUUAAGGGGAUAAACUCAUAAACUCAGCCAUGUUGUGGUUUAGAUGGAGUCAGAGGUACUUUAAGUGUUUUCCUUUUCUUUAGUUACAAAGAUCCUUUUUGCAAAGGUUUAAGGUAUUCCUUCGAUAUACUUACUCAAACGUUUAAAGUAAACAUUAAGGAGAAGAUCUAAGGGGCUUUGUGUAACCAAUUUUAUUUUAAGGAAACCUUAAGUCAGACUUUAAAGAAAAUCAUUAUUUUACGAUGUUUUGUGCACUCAUGCUUGUGACAUGAAAGAUCCUUUGUGCAAUGGUUUUACAAACUUUAAGGGAUUCCUUAAUAAUAAGACUGCGACAUGGCAAAAACCCCAAAUACCUUCCUUAACAUUUUAAGGAAACCUUAAGGAUAACACUUAAAGGCUUUUUGUGCAACUGAUUUUGUUUUAGGGAACCUUAACUCAGACUUUACGGGAAAUCUUAACUUAAGGUGUUUUGUGCAACCAGCCCUUGUUAAAACUGCAUCACAAUCUGACAUGUAAAAAUCUUUGUACUUCAGUAUUUUGUGGCUGAGAUGCCACGUGUUUUUUUUCCACUCAGCCUUUAAAUGCACCUCAGUCACACAUGUUUUUUUUUUAUAUUUGCUGUGUUUCAUCUGAAAAGAACACACUCGCAUGUUACUCUGCUUUGUUGUGAAUCGCUGUUCCUGAAUGUGUGUUUUUAUUCAAUGUGGUGGCGUUUUAGCUACCUGACAAUAAACCGAAAAAGACACCAA
This is a messenger RNA of Plectropomus leopardus (leopard coralgrouper), 4737 nucleotides long. It is a transcript of the gene rhbdf1b, whose product is annotated as rhomboid 5 homolog 1b (Drosophila). Gene Ontology annotation, cellular component: endoplasmic reticulum membrane. Gene Ontology annotation, molecular function: serine-type endopeptidase activity. Gene Ontology annotation, biological process: regulation of epidermal growth factor receptor signaling pathway; regulation of protein secretion. The record is from RefSeq and is a predicted model, not a curated record. Lineage: Eukaryota; Metazoa; Chordata; Actinopteri; Perciformes; Serranidae.